GAAGCUUUUAAGCGAUGCAACAGCGGCACUUCCGGUCCACAUGUAAACGCAGCAGCGUGAUUAAACGUAGAUGAUAUUAUAUCUGUCUACAUUUACCUGAAAAACACCGUUUAAACAGUGAGAUCUGUUUGUUAACAUGAAGCUGCUCACGCACAACAUCCUGACCUCUCACGUGAAGGGAGUCAGUAAAGGAUACCCGCUGCUCAUCAAGGCGACUGAGGUGAAGGUGAAUGAGGUGGACUUCAACCCUCAGUUUGUCAGCCGAAUGAUCCCCAAACUGGAGUGGAGCGCUCUGGUCCAGGCUGCGGAGGAGUUGGGUCAACGACAAGACCUGCCGGCUGAGCUGGUGCCAGAAUACGAGAACAACGAAGAGUUCCUGAAGAAAGUGCACAGAGUGCUGUUAGAGGUGGAGGUGAUAGAGGGCUGUCUGAAGUGCCCUGAAUCAGGACGAGAGUUCCCGAUUUCCAGAGGAAUCCCCAACAUGCUGCUGAACGAGGACGAGGUGUAGGCGGCAGCUCCACGAUGUUAACAGUUCCCAUACACAACCUCACCCCAAGCUGUCACUCGGAUGGGAUUGUGGCUAUUCAGAUGGAGAGGAGAGAGAGGAGAGAGAGGUUGGACUUAAGUUGGUGCCAUGAGAGAAAAUAGGCCACACUGUUUGGUUGAUUGUUGUUAUGACAUUUAAAUGGCUGAUGCUGCCAUUGGACGGAAUAACAGAUGGAAAUGUUCCCGGAGAGUAACCCCCAGUGGUUUUAUCUGUAUUUAUUUUUGUAACUGUUUGGGUUCUCUUUUUUUUUUCCACAAUAAAACUGUCCUGAUUUCUACGACAGCCAAAA
Sebastes umbrosus (honeycomb rockfish) is the source of this 836-nucleotide messenger RNA. RefSeq names its product tRNA methyltransferase subunit 11-2 (gene trmt112). NCBI's taxonomy places the organism in Eukaryota, Metazoa, Chordata, Actinopteri, Perciformes, Sebastidae. Gene Ontology annotation, molecular function: protein heterodimerization activity. Gene Ontology annotation, biological process: tRNA methylation; peptidyl-glutamine methylation; rRNA (guanine-N7)-methylation. The record is from RefSeq and is a predicted model, not a curated record. Bases 137 to 508 code for a protein of 123 amino acids. The transcript is spliced from 4 exons.